This is a messenger RNA of Didymosphaeria variabile, 504 nucleotides long. RefSeq lists its product as uncharacterized. NCBI's taxonomy places the organism in Eukaryota, Fungi, Ascomycota, Dothideomycetes, Pleosporales, Didymosphaeriaceae. Bases 1 to 504 code for a protein of 167 amino acids. The transcript has 2 exons. The record is from RefSeq and is a predicted model, not a curated record. Gene Ontology annotation, molecular function: zinc ion binding; carbonate dehydratase activity.
AUGUCUACUAUAGAAAACAACCUAGUCGAGGGCAACAAGGCAUAUGCAGCUUCUUUCACGAAGGGGGAUCUUGCGCUCCCACCGAGCCAGAAAUAUACUGUCCUGACCUGUAUGGACGCGCGUAUUGACCCAAGCGCCGCCUUCGGCAUCCCCCUAGGUGCAGCUCACGUUAUCCGAAAUGCUGGAGCCUCUGCGCGCGAUGCCUUUCGAUCGCUCGUUAUAAGCCAACAACUGCUGGGCACGACCGAGGUGCUGCUGGUCAAGCACACGGGUUGCGGCAUGUUAACUUUCGACAACGACACCGCGCGUGGGCUUGUGAAGAAGAACAAAGGGGAAGUGGCAGCAAAGGAGGUUGAAGACCUCGAUUUCCUUGCAUUUCCUGAGCUGGAGGAGAAAGUACAGGAGGACGUACAAUGGCUCAAGAGCAAGGCGGUGGAAGAGGGCGUCAGGGUAACAGGGUGGAUAUAUGAAGUCGAGACUGGACGAGUUCGGAAGGUGGUGUAA